Molecule: messenger RNA, 2386 nt
Organism: Coffea eugenioides
Lineage: Eukaryota; Viridiplantae; Streptophyta; Magnoliopsida; Gentianales; Rubiaceae
Product: exocyst complex component EXO70B1-like
Exons: 1
Coding region: 340-2103 (587 amino acids)
Biological process (GO): exocytosis
Cellular component (GO): exocyst
Molecular function (GO): phosphatidylinositol-4,5-bisphosphate binding
Source: RefSeq, a predicted model, not a curated record
GGAAACAUUGUGGUAGGCGCUAUUCUUUUAUCUAUGGGCAAAAAGUGGGCUCUGAACUUUUCAAACAUCAUCCAAAUUCCUACAUUUCUAUCUUCCUGCUCUAGCAUCGCUUGCCUGUCCAAGAAAAUCUCUUUGAACCUGGCUUUUCUCCUCGAAAGUUAAAAACUUCCAGUCUGAAGACUAAUACAAAUAAAGUACGAGUUCAUUGAAACUCGUACAGAAACUAUUUUCAAUUUUAGUUUAUUGGUUAAUCUCGUAUUUGAUGUGAAUAUUCCAAUUCAUUCUCUCUUUUUUCUGAUGCGAAGAUUCUGAAUCUUUGUUCUAAAAUUCCUUCAUGUAAUGCUUUCUUUCCUGGCAUAUCUCAUAAUGGGAUCCUCACAAUCACUUCAAUCAGCCGUUGAAGUAGUCUCAAACUGGCAUCCGCAACCAAGAGAAAGAUUAAUAUUCGAUUGUGGUCGUGCUGAAGUCAGUCAAUACCUGCAGGCGGUAGUCAAGAUUCGGCAAUCAGCAAGCGAUAAUGAUGAGCUCAAAGACAUCAUUUCCAUGGCUGUAUCUCGGCUCAAGCAUGAGUUUAGGACCGUAUUGACUAGGCAAACAGAUUCAGCUAUGGGUUCGAAUUCCACGACUGAGUUGAGCUCUUUAACUGACAGCACUGGCUAUCAGUUUCGAUAUGAGGAUUUUGUAGUGCACGAAACACCAAGUGCAGAGGUGAUCCGUUAUCUCCGAAGCAUAGCGGAGACAAUGGAUUCUUGCGGGCAUCUUGAUGUCUGCAUUGAGGUGUACAAGUCAGUGAGGAGGCCUUUCGUGAAUGCAGUAUUCAAGAGGCUUCGGCUUGAUGAAUUGAAGGCUGGGGACGUUAAGAGGUUUUUGUGGGAAGAGUUGAAGAUGAAAAUUGAGCGCUGGAUAGAGGCUGCUAGGGUGUGUACCAAGAUUCUCUUCACCAGGGAAAAGCAAUUUGCCGCUCAAAUAUUUUCCGGGCUUGGAAGAACUGCCACUCACGAGGAAUGUUUCCUAUACACAGCCAAAGAUGCUGCAGUUUGUUUAUUCAGUUUUGCCGAAUCUGUGAGCUUGAGUCACCAAUCUCCAGAGAGGCUGGAGGCAGUCCUGAUGCUUUACGAGGUAAUGGUCUCUCUUGCGCAGGAUGUUGGUGCCCUUUUCCCGUCAGAAUCAGCAAAAGCUAUACCAAAUGGCACAGCUGCGACCCUGUCUAGACUUGAGGACGAGGUCAGAAGGAUGCUCUCGGCUUUUGAGAAUGCUGUGCUUCAUGAGCUUUCGACCAUCUCAGAUGAUGGAGGCAGAGUCCAUCCGCUGACAAAACACGUCAUGGGGUAUGUUAAUCUGAUGGUAGUUCAUAGGAAGAAUCUAGUGAGGUUGAUUGUGUCAAGGCCCUCGAUGACUAUUAGGGGUCAAAAUGUUCCAGACUCGGAGCUUCAGGACCCCACGAGUCUAAGUCCUUUAACUUUGCAUUUGGUUUUGAUCAUAGCAGUUUUACAAUCAAAUUUGGAGCAUAAAUCCGAGUACUUCAAGGAUCCUUCUUUGAGGUAUCUGUUCAUGAUGAACAAUGUGAGGUAUAUUGUACAAAAAAUUGAGGGUUCGGGGGAACUGCAAGAGUUGAUUAGUGCUGAUUAUCUGAAGAAGUUAGACGGGUAUGUCAAAGGGGCAAUGACUAGCUAUCAGGAAAUAACCUGUGGAAGGUUAUUGAAUUGCUUGAGAGACGAGGGACUCUAUGUUUGUCGGUGUUUUACUUCUCAAGUGUCAAUUCGUGCUUUGAGGAAAAGGAUCAAGAUCGUAAACAUUGUUUUUGAAGAGAUUCGGUCGCUACAAUCAUCACGGGAAGUACAAGAUCUCGGGCUUCGGGAGGAGCUCCGCCGUUCCAUGUUGGAGAAAUUGAUGCCAGCUUAUGAGGGCUUUCUCAUGAGGUUUAGUAGCCAUUUAGAGAGUGGAAAACAGAGAAAAAUGUGCCUCCAGUACGUCCAGAGGAUACAUGUUAAGUAUUCCCUCAAGGACCUUGAGGAGUUGAUCAUGACGAAAUUGUUUGCGCGUCAUCGGCUACCUCCAUCAUCAGACGGCCCAGUUGAGAACUCUCAUCUAGGAGGUGGUUAAAUGCAACACCUGGCAAGAUUUAGCAGCAGAGAAUGUAACUUUUCUCCAGUUCUUGAAAAUUGCCUGCACUAUUAGAUGAAAUGCCAGGUUAAGCUGUAUGUUGGAAAUAGUGGUAUACAGUGAAGCCCUUCUUUUACGUGUGAGAAUAAUUCUUUUACUAGUCUGCUCAGGCAUGUAAUAUCCCUUGCGCAUUCAUGUUGAAUUUAACGUCUAGAAAAUAUCUGCACAAAUUCUUUUGUAACCUUUAUCAUUCCAGUAAUAAAUGACAGAUGAUGUUUAUGAA